AUGAGUUCGGAAAUUUCUGGAUCCACCAUCAAAAGGACUAUGUCUACUAUUAGUAAAGAUCCUAGCAGUGACGAAGUACCAAACAAUAACGAUGUGACGAACUACAAAGGCUUCGAUCUGAAUGUUGCGAGCAAAAUUCAAGACUUGGCAAGAACACUAUCAAGGAGCUCAACUCUAAACAGACUGGAAUCCAGAACUUCGUUUUCAUCAUUAUUAAAUACUCCACCUAUCAUGCCUUUUGUGGAAAAUAACUUGGAUCCUCGGUUGGACCCUAACUCAGAUAAAUUCGAUUCCAAGCUCUGGGUUAUGAAUUUUGAACGGUUGACUAACAGUGACCCAGAUUAUUACAAACCAUCAUCUUUGGGUGUCAUAUUUAAGGGUCUCGAGGCAUCUGGUACAGCCGUCGAGGCUGAUUAUCAAACUGAUUUCUCUAAUUUUAUUCCAAAAUACUCUAAAAUCAUUCUUGAUGACUUCAUCUUGAAAAAAAAGGCACCACGUUUUAAUAUUUUGAAGCCUAUGGAUGGGCUAUUAAAACCAGGUCAGUUAUGUGUUGUUUUGGGUAAACCAGGAGCUGGCUGCACAACCUUUUUGAAAUCAAUUGCCACCGAAACCUAUGGUUUCGAAACUCCUGAGAACUCCGAAAUUUCUUAUGAUGGAAUUUCCCCAAAAGAAAUUCACAAGCAUUAUAGAGGUGAUGUCGUGUAUUGUGCAGAAACGGAAAAUCAUUUUGCGAACUUAUUGGUAGGUGAUACUUUGAAAUUCGCUGCACAAAUGAGAACACCUCAAAAUAGACCUGAUGGUGUUGCUAGAGAUAUGUAUGCUCAACACAUGAGCGAGGUUAUCAUGGCAACCUAUGGCUUAAGCCAUACUAAAAACACCCGAGUAGGAAACGAUUUUAUCCGCGGUGUUUCUGGUGGUGAAAGAAAAAGAGUUUCUAUUUGCGAAGUUGCAUUAUCUGGUGCCAAGGUCCAAUGUUGGGAUAAUUCCACUAGAGGUUUAGAUUCUGCCACUGCAUUGGAAUUUGUGAAGGCGUUAAAAACUGCUGCUGUUGUGCAAAAUAGAACCCCUAUGAUUGCUAUCUAUCAAUGUUCCCAAGGUGCUUAUGAUAUUUUUGAUACUGUUCAAUUAUUGUAUGAAGGUUAUCAAAUCUACUUUGGUGAUGCUAAAAAAGCAAAGGACUAUUUUCUUACAAUGGGUUACGAGUGCCCUCCUAGACAGACCACUGCAGAUUAUUUGACCUCUGUUACUUCUCCAUCAGAACGUAUUGUGAGAAAAGGCAUGGAAGGCACCGUUCCAAGUACUCCAAAAGAGAUGUACGACUAUUGGAUGGGCUCACCUGAACAUGCAAAAUUAUUGAAAGAAAUUGAUGAGUAUAAAAAAGAGAUUCAAGAUGGACUGAGAGCAAGUGCUUUCAAGGAGUCUUACCACGCUCGUCAAUCGAAGAAAGCAAGACCUUCAUCCCCUUACACACUUACAUAUUUUCAGCAAAUCAAAUGCAUUAUGCAUAGAAACUGGCUUAGAACAAAGGGUGAUCCUUCUAUCACAUUGUGGACCAUAUUUGCCAAUUCAGUCAUGGCUUUAAUUAUCUCUUCUGUUUUUUAUAACCUUAGAUCUGAUACAAGUAGUUUCUAUUACAGAACUUCAUCCAUUUUCUUUGCUAUUUUAUUUAAUGCUUUUGGAUCCCUUCUCGAGGUGUUUUCUUUGUUCGAAGCUCGUCCUAUUGUUGAAAAGCAUAAGACUUACGGUCUUUACCAUCCUUCUGCUGAUGCCUUGGCAUCUAUUAUAACAGAAUUACCUACCAAAAUUUUUAUCUGCUUGGCAUUUAAUUUAAUCUUCUACUUUAUGGUGAAUCUCAGACGAACCCCGGGUCAUUUUUUUUUUUAUUUGCUUGUGAAUUUUACUGGUACUUUGUCCAUGUCUCAUAUUUUCAGAUCUGUUGGUGCUGCUUCUAGAACAUUAUCCCUUGCAAUGACCCCCGCUGCCAUUCUUUUGUUGAUUUUUACCAUUUAUACUGGCUUUGUGGUUCCUAUUCCUGAUUUACUUGGCUGGUCUAGAUGGAUCCAUUAUCUUAAUCCAAUUCAAUAUGCCUUUGAAGCCUUGAUUGCCAAUGAAUUCCAUAAUAGAAAGUUUCCUUGUGCCCAGUUUGUUCCCACUGGGAAAGGGUACCCAAAAUCCGGGGAAAAUGUGAUCUGUACUCCCGUUUCUUCCAAACCUGGUGAAUCUUACGUUGAUGGGGAUGCAUAUAUCAACUUGUCAUUUGAAUAUUAUUGGGAUCAUAGAUGGAGAGAUUGGGGUAUCGUGUUAUCUUUUGUUAUCUUUUUCCUUGGAGUUUAUCUCUUGUUAUGUGAAUUCAAUAGAGCUUCUAUGCAAAAGGGUGAAAUUUUACUUUUCCAAAAGAAAUCAUUGAAAAAAUCCAAUAUCCAAACGAUUAAGGAUGACCUUGAAGCUGGACCAAUUGAGAAAGUUAGACUUGAAGAUGAGACCACAGAGAAGGCAGUGCCAACUGAUUCUCCAUCCGAGGAGUCUCAUAAAAAUAUUUUCCACUGGAAAGAUUUAACUUAUCAAGUGAAAAUUAAGUCAGAAGAUCGUGUUAUUUUGGAUCAUGUUUCUGGCUUUGUCAAACCCGGCACUGUUACUGCUUUAAUGGGUGCAUCUGGUGCUGGUAAAACUACUUUGUUGAAUGCUUUAUCUGAUCGUUUGACAAGUGGUGUCAUUACCGAAGGCAAGAGAAUGGUUAACGGGCACCCAUUAGAUAAGUCGUUCCAAAGAUCCAUUGGUUAUGUUCAGCAACAAGAUUUACAUUUGGAAAUUUCCACUGUUCGUGAAGCUUUGCUAUUUUCUGCAGAGUUACGUCAACCGGCCAGUGUUCCAAGAGAGGAGAAGAUUGCUUAUGUUGAGGAGGUGAUUGAUUUACUUGAAAUGAGACCUUAUGCUGGAGCUGUCGUUGGUGUUGCUGGUGAAGGCUUGAAUGUUGAACAAAGAAAGAGAUUGACUAUUGGUGUUGAAUUGGCAGCCAAACCUGAAUUACUUGUUUUUCUUGAUGAGCCAACCUCUGGUCUUGACUCCCAGACUGCUUGGUCUAUUUGCCAGUUGAUCAGAAAGUUAGCCAACCAUGGACAUGCUAUUUUGUGUACUAUCCAUCAACCUUCAGCUAUUUUGAUGCAGGAAUUUGACAGAUUGUUGUUUUUGCAAAGAGGCGGCCAAACUGUUUAUUUUGGUGAAUUAGGAGCGGGUUGUCAUAUUAUGAUAGAUUACUUUGAAAAAUAUGGCGCUCCUAAAUGUCCACCAGAAGCUAAUCCUGCUGAAUGGAUGCUUGAAGUUAUUGGUGCUGCCCCUGGAUCACAUGCUGAACAAAAUUAUUACGAUGUCUGGAGAAAUUCGAGUGAGUUCCAGGAUCUUCAUGGUGAGUUGAAUACUAUGGAGACAGAAUUAUCUAAAUUGCCGGUAAAUGAUGAUCCGGAAAAGUACAAGACCUACGCUGCAUCUUUCUCGAAACAAUAUUUGUUAGUUACUCAAAGAGUUUUUCAACAAACAUGGAGGACUCCAAGUUAUAUUUACUCCAAGUUAUUGAUUGCUGUGGCUUCUUCCUUGUUUAAUGGUUUCACUUUCUUCAUGGCCAAAAAAUCUUUACAAGGAUUACAAUCACAAAUGUUUGCCAUUUUCAUGUUUAUUGCGAUUUUCGGUUGUUUGGUACAACAGUAUUUGCCUAAUUUUGUUGCCCAACGUGAUAUCUAUGAAGCUAGGGAAAGACCAUCAAGAACGUUUUCCUGGGUUGCUUUUAUCACUGCUCAAAUUACCUCAGAAAUCCCGUGGCAGAUUUUCGCUGGUACAAUAGCCUUUUUUUGUUGGUACUAUCCAGUUGGUUUGCAACAUAAUGCGUCGUAUGCAGGCGAUCUUCAUGGUCGUGGCGCCAUGAUGUGGAUCGUUGUUGUCCUCUUCUAUGUUUACACGUCAACAUUUGCUCAAUUAGCAAUUUCAUUCAAUGAGCAUGAUGCAAAUGCAGCUAACCUAUGUGUUAUGUUAUUCACGAUGUGUUUGAUUUUCUGUGGGGUUCUCUCACCUCCAAAUGUGAUGCCAGGAUUUUGGAUUUUCAUGUACAGAUGUAAUCCAAUGACUUACGUUGUGAGUGCAAUGCUCUCACUUGCUGUUUCUGACAAUGAUGUUACAUGUGCUUCUAAUGAGUAUUUGAAGUUUCCACCUCCUCAAGGAAUGUCUUGUUAUCAGUAUAUGGAACCUUAUAUUAGCAUUGCUGGUGGAUAUUUGCUACCUUCAACUAUCAACUCUACUACUGAUUGCUCCUUCUGUGCUGUUUCUGAAACAAACACUUAUCUUCAUAAGCUUGAAAUCAAACCUAGCCAAAAUGGGCGUAAUGUCGGUAUUUUCUCAGCGUACAUUUUCAUUGACAUGAUUGGCACAGUUUUUUUCUAUUGGUUAGCUAGAGUACCUAAGGGCUCUGGUAAGAGAUCUUCAUGA
This is a messenger RNA of Saccharomycopsis crataegensis, 4473 nucleotides long. Its product is annotated as pleiotropic drug resistance family ABC transporter. Gene Ontology annotation, molecular function: ATP hydrolysis activity; ABC-type transporter activity; ATP binding. Lineage: Eukaryota; Fungi; Ascomycota; Saccharomycetes; Ascoideales; Saccharomycopsidaceae. Gene Ontology annotation, biological process: xenobiotic detoxification by transmembrane export across the plasma membrane. The record is from RefSeq and is a predicted model, not a curated record. The transcript has a single exon. Bases 1 to 4473 code for a protein of 1490 amino acids. Gene Ontology annotation, cellular component: membrane.